Messenger RNA from Rosa chinensis, 1552 nucleotides. Its product is annotated as WD repeat-containing protein 53. The coding region runs from base 1 to 1128 and encodes 375 amino acids. The record is from RefSeq and is a predicted model, not a curated record. NCBI's taxonomy places the organism in Eukaryota, Viridiplantae, Streptophyta, Magnoliopsida, Rosales, Rosaceae. Gene Ontology annotation, molecular function: protein binding. The transcript has 11 exons.
AUGGCGACGGACCCAAAACCAAGACGGCUGAAGGGUCACAAGGCCACCGCCACGUGUUGUAUCGCCUCAGUUGCCACCCCUGGCCUCGUUGCCACUGCCGCCGAGGAUGGUUGUGUUUGCUGGUUUGAUAUGAGAUGCAAAGAAGUGAUAGAGACUAUGGAGGUGGGAAAGGAAGCUGUUACAUCGUUAUGCUUCAAGCCAGGGAAUGAAAAUGUUGUAUAUGUGUCAUCGGGGAAGGAAGUUAAGAGCUUUGAUGUGCGUCUGGGGAGUUCUUGCUCGUGGAAGGCGCUGGAGAGUUUUGAGUAUAAUAAAGAGGAGAUAAAUCAGAUUGCAUGCAGCUCUAAGGCUUCUUUUCUUGCUGCUGCCGAUGAUGGCGGUGAUAUUAAGAUUGUUGACAUUCGCCAGCAGCGCAUUUACAAAACAUUAAGAGCUGAUACUGGUCAUACAAGUAUAUGUAGCAGCGUGCAAUUUCUCCCUUGGAGACCUUGGGAAGUUAUUACUGGAGGUCUCGAUUCGAAGCUAGUGAUGUGGGACUUUUCCAAGGGGCGCCCAAACAAAAUAAUAAAUUUUGGUUUGUCUGAUGUAAAUAAUGGUGGUGAGCAGUGUCUUAAUCCUGCCUUUGUCCAUGCAAUAGCAGUUCCAGAAAUAUCAAUGUUAGACAUAUCAGACAAGGUUUGUGUUGUGGCUCGGGGUGAUGGUGCAGUUGACGUGAUUAAUAUUGAAGCUGAACUUGAUUCUGUAAGGUCGAAAGGUUCUACAAAACCUCGGAAAGGAUCUCAAUCAAGAUCCAAAAACACCGAUCUGGAAAUCCAAGAUCAAAAUAGAAGGAAUAGAUUGCAUUUGGAUUACUCAUCAGGCGGUCAUACUGCUGCUGUGUCUUGUGUGGCAUUUUCGUUAUUUGGGGAAAGAGGAAGAUUUAUAAUUUCAGGCGGAAACGACAAGCUGGUAAAGGUCUGGGAUUGGACCAGGUAUCUUGAUGCAGAACAAACUAGCGGCAGUGGUGAUCUUCUACAUUUGAAUAUCGACCACAGCAAAAAAGUCAACUGGCUGUGUACCACUCCAGGUGAUGUGGAAAACCUAGUUGUUUGUGAUACAACUAAGGUGGUAAAGGUCUACUCUGUUGCAUAGAUGAAGCCGCCCAAUCAUUUUCUAUUUUCACCACAAACUCCAAAUCGUAAAGUUAGGAACCAAUGAUCUAUGGAAAACUGAAUUCUGACUCUCUCCCCACUGUACAUCUUGUGCUAAAAAAAUGCUCUUCUUGAUCCCCAUUAUCAGCCUGCUGGACUUAACCGAGCAACCUUUAGUUUCAGGGCUCACCCCCAUAUAGAUGCUAUUUAUCGGUCUGUAUGUCUGUAAUCUGUCACUGUAUGACAUGUUAUUUCUUUAGUUUGGAGAGGUUAUGCUGUCUCGGUUAGUGUUUUGUUUUGGGACACGUGUAUCCAUGAUGGCAUUGAGGCUUGUUGUGGAGAAAACGUUUAUCUGAAUUAAUUGAGAAAGGCAAUAUAGUUGUUAAAACUCCGACUCUCAUUGUAACUUUGUGUUCUGUGACUUC